This is a messenger RNA of Portunus trituberculatus (swimming crab), 5317 nucleotides long. RefSeq names its product cyclin-J-like (gene CycJ). Gene Ontology annotation, biological process: regulation of cyclin-dependent protein serine/threonine kinase activity; mitotic cell cycle phase transition. Gene Ontology annotation, cellular component: cytoplasm; cyclin-dependent protein kinase holoenzyme complex; nucleus. NCBI's taxonomy places the organism in Eukaryota, Metazoa, Arthropoda, Malacostraca, Decapoda, Portunidae. The record is from RefSeq and is a predicted model, not a curated record. Gene Ontology annotation, molecular function: cyclin-dependent protein serine/threonine kinase regulator activity. The coding region runs from base 151 to 963 and encodes 270 amino acids. The transcript is spliced from 7 exons.
UUGAGACACGAAGUGAUGGUGGCGAGGCAGCUGUCGCAGUAUUCCUCUCCGAGUCCGUUCAGCUGAUGUUAGUACUCUUGCUGGUGUGGAUUCUUCUCCAAUAGGUCACCUUGUGAUGAGAACACGUUGAACUUAAAGACCUGCCACAAAAUGACAACAAACAAAAACUGGAUGACAGAUUACCCUGAUGAGGUGCUGGCCUGGAUGCGGCAGAGGGAGGCAAAACACCUGGAUUACAAUGGAACCUCUCCUCAGUUGUCUUCAAGAGGAGAGCUGGUGGACCUUAUAUGCAUGGUGACUGAAUACCUGAAGCUGAGUGUUUCCACCACACACCUGGCAGUGUAUCUCCUGGACCGUUUCAUGGACUCUCACUUUAUUGUAGAAACCCAGCUCAAGCUCACAGCCCUCACAGUUGUUAUGUUGGCAGCAAAAUUUGAAGACAAGGAUGUGAAUGUACCAGGAAUUCCAGCUUUGAAUGCUUUGGUAGAAAAUAAGUACACUGCAUAUUUCUUCCGUACCAUGGAGAAAUUCAUAUUAAACUUCUUCAAGUGGAACAUAGGAACAGUCACAGUUGCACAUUUUUCUGAGUUUUACUUAACAAGAGGAGUGAGUGCUACAGAUACAAUGGAUGGGGCCAGCAUCACAUGCCUUGAAGUUGCUUGGCAGACUCUAUGGAAAUCAACCUCUUAUUUUGUAGAUCUUUCUCUUCAUGACAGGGCAUUUUUGCAGUGGCAGGCUUCCCUGGUUGCAGCUGCAUGUGUUGCUUGUGGCCGGCUUUGUAGCAACUUUGAACCUGUCUGGUCAGCCACCCUCGAAACCACCACAGGCUACCCCAUCCAGUCUCUUUCACAAAUCAUGGACCUUUUCCUAAGGAUGUACAGAAGUGAGAAGAAAACUAGUGCUUGUAGCAGCCCAGAGUCUGGAUAUGACAGUUGGAGCUCCAGUCUACAAGGGUCUCCAUAGCUGUUGGGAUGAAAACUACAUGUAUGUAUGUCUUCAAUUCACUGGUGGCUCUGUGAAGCAGAGCUGGUGUGCUGCUAGUCAUGCUUUUGCUGUGGAAAUUAUUGAAUUUUCUGAGGCUUGAAAUGUUCAAUUACUUUAUUAAAAUUGUGUGUGGUACUUUGUAAAUACUGUAAAUUUUACAAAACUAAGGAAAAAAUCUUAAAUAACCAAGACAAGAAAGUGUCUUUCUCAGUCUACUGAAAAAUACGUAGUGCCACUCAAUAGAUCUCUUGCAAAUUAUUAAACAUUUGUUGAGCAAAGAAUUUUCAUUUGUUUUGUGAUACUUUUGACAGUGGCCCAGGGAAUUAAUUUUUGUGAUUCUUGUACCAUUUCUUUAGGUUUGUCUAGAAUAUCUUAAUUCAUUUUAUGAGUUAAUAAGGAGAUCAAUAUUAACAUAUUAUUCCCCCAGAAUCAUAGUCUAGAUGUUCCCAUUAGUUCUUACAUUACACAAUAGUUUGAGAAUCCUUUACACAAAACUUCUAUCCAUAAACUUUAGUAUAUUGAAGUUCUAAAGUGCUGAUGUGAUACAAAACACCUGUGAUAUUUAAAAUUUGCAGCUCAUUGCAAUCUUGUCUUUCCUUUGAUUUUUCUAUUAAUAAAAUGUUAUGUUCUAGUAUUUGAUGAUGCAAUGAUGUUUUAGAAUAAUUUUUCCCUUUUUUAUAAUAAAAGUCUCUACAUCAUGCAUGUAAAAUAGACAUAUUAUGUAGUUUUGUGGUGAAGGAAUUGCAAAGAUUGUCCUACACCACACUAAAUUCCCCAUUUUCCAUUUCAGUCAGGUCAUAGUUCUUAUUAAUUAGGAGAUUCCAUUUCUUCUUGGCCUCCUGCAUCUUUUCCCACACAGCCCAGCUCAGUUCUCUUUGCAUCUUGUUUGUCUCGGCUAUGGACUUCUUCAGCUUCCCUUCCAGCAUGUCACAUCCUCUUCUUCUUUUCCAGCUGUUCGUGAAGCUCCUGCAGGUCCCCUGUUAGUCUCUCUGAGCUUCCUGUCUUGCUUGCUUAGACUUCAUUUAUGGCAACUACUGUAUCUUAAUCUCCUCACACAUCUCAAACUUGUACUUUUCAAUCUCCAGAACAAACUUUUCAAUCUUGUGUCAUCUGGUCAUCUGCUGGUCUAUAAGUUACCAUACCUAUACUUUUUAAGUAAAGCAAAGGAUUUAAAAAAAAAAUAAAGAAGUGUGCCAUCAUCGAAAAUAGUGCUGAUUUAUUGUAAUUAUUUUAUUAUUUUUCAGAUAUUGAUGCUAUUUGAUUAAAUCAUUCAUGAUAUAUUUUGUGACAAAUAUUGCCUCAGACAACAGUAUAUAACUUUGUAGUAAUCACAGUCAUUCUAAUUUCAAUUGACUGCAAGGAAACCUGUUCACAUUCUUGGUGUGGUAACAAAAUGUGUGUACUUGACCUUUGCCUUACUUGUAGUAUAGAAUAGGUAUUAAGGCUUUUAAUAAGUGCAUGUGAAGCAGUGCGAUCAUACAAUAUCUUAUCAGCAGUAUGAUCAUACAAUAUCUGUCUUGUCACCAUUUUAUCUGCUCCAUGUCAUUCUCUUACCUUCUCUUAUUCUCUCUUGCUGGUCAUCCCUGCCAUAACAUUGGCAGUUGAUUGAGCAUUUCCUACCUCCAUUAUUAUGCAUAUUGCAAUAUUUAGUCUUGUGAAAUGAUGUAGCGGAAGAAGGGGAUUUCAAUCACAUUGUGAGAGAUGUAAUUAGCAACGGUUUCUGCUUUCCUAUAAAUGCCAUUGUAUUUGUAUAAUAUUCAAGUGACAUAGUUAGACUAACAAACAAAAUUUGUGUAUUUUUUGUAAUGAGAAAGUUCGGACAAGAUCAGUAGCACAACAAUUUUCAAGUGCCUCUUGAAUGUCGUACAAAUAUGAUGCAAUGGCAUUUAUGAUGAAGUGAUGGAACCACAAUGAGGUUAGAAUCCCAAUCUUCCACUAUAUCAGAGAGAUGUUUAAAUUUUAAGUUUCUCUAUUCACAAUAUCAGUGUUGCAGAAAAUCAUUUUAAGAGAACGAAUCCUUCAGAUCAGCAUGGCAGAUCAUUUGUAGAAGUCAGUUACAAGAUUUAAAAUAUUGCCAUCAUCACAAUAAUGGAUUGUGAAAUUAGGAAAUGUAUUAAGUUUUUAAUGAUCUUGGCCACAAGCAUUCCAGAGUCAAUUCUCAUUAUGUCCUAUAAUCCUUCAUUUGAUUAAUUCAUUCAUAUUCUUACUUUGUUCUUUUUUUUUUUUUUUUAGCUUUCAUAUUUUUCUUGAUUAUCUAGAGUCAUUACUUAAUUAACAUUAAUGGAUUAAUGCAUAAUUGAUAUUGUUUCCCACAGAUUUUCAUUGAGCUAUUUUUCUUUCAGUAAAUAAGGCAGCAUUGACAUUACUAGUAGUAAUGCCUUCAGUAGGUUUUUUUUACUUGUUUGAAAGUAUAUUGAUAAUCAUAAUUAUCAUUAACACUGGAGAAUAAUUUGUGGUUAAUGAUCAUCUAUGGCAUUGUGUAGGAUACUAAUUAAAAUGUUACUUUUGUUUUCCAAUCUUCAGUAUUGAGAGAGGCUCACAAAAAAAGUUUAUCAUCUUUAGUGAUAAAAAAAAUUAUAAAUGGGAUCUCUAGUAAUGCUAAGGGAUUGCAAAAAUGUGUUUUACCAAUCCUCAUUAGUGGUAAAGGAUUUCAAGUACAGUAGUGUUUUUUCUGCAUCUUUAGUGAUAGUGGUGGGUACUUUUUUUUUUUUUUUUUCCUUUCCAAAGUGAGUGAUUACAAAUGUUUUUUCCUUAUCUUCAGGAAUGAUAUUCAAGAUUACAAAUAAUCUUCCUUUCUUCUAUAAUGUUAGUAAGAUUUACAGGUGGUGUAUUUUUUCAGUUUUUCAUCUGGAAUUUUUGUUGAAUGAAAAGGUUUAUCUGUGAUGUAGCUAUAAGGAAACUUAUAUGUUUUAAGUUAUUGUUUGAAUUUGUUGUAAUGAUGGUGUAUUUUUUCAUUCUAGUCAGAUGUCUUUACUUUCAGUUUGUUACUGAGUUUAGUACACAUGCUACACUACACAUCUUGUUUAUUGUAUUCAUCCAUUGGAUUACUAAACAUUGUGUAAUGAAUUCAUUUAUUGCAAUUACUAAGUGGUAAUCAGUUAUUUUCUUCAAAGGUAUUCUUAUUACCACAAUGAUGGUUGGCUUACAUAAAACACAAAAAUGAUAACGACAAGAAUUCAUGGGAAUGUAUAGUAGAACAGUGCAUUAAAAAGUACAAAUAUAUUUGCUUGCUUGUGUUAAAGUUGGCAAUUGGUAGGACAAAACUAAUAAAAGGGUAAUCCUAAUUUUUGUUAUAUCUUUGCAUUUUCAAGAUAAAGAGUUUAGUACUUAUCAUAAAGUUCCGAACUUUCCUCAACAUAAUAUUAGUAUUAGGAUUAGUAUUAACUGCUAUGCUCUUUCAUAGAUUUGUAAGAUUGCCACUGAUUGAGUGGUGGCUUGAGAUGGUCUGUCUCCUGCUUUCCAUAGUGUGAAUUUUCAUUACCUGCAACUUUUCAGAGUUACCCAACUCCAUUUGAUUUUACAUAAUCUUCAAUCUAGUAAUAAUACCAUAUUGAAAAUUUUUGAAUUACCUACUAGCCAGAUUUUUUACUAUUUAUUUAUUUAUUUAUUUAUUUUAUUUUUUUUUUUUCAACACAAGUCUAAUCUGAUAUUCUUUUGCCCAGUGGUUAAAAACAAGUUUAUAUUCUGAGUGGAGAAGUUUGGGUGUGUUUGUAAGAGGAUGUAUGUAAGAUUGAAGGACAGCUGGAAGAAGUGCAUUGUUUUAAGUUUUGGGGAUCAAACAGUUAUAAUGGACAGAAGAGGUGAGAUAAGUGAAGUGCAAGAUGAAAAACAGGAAAAUACUUGGUGGACUGGAAAGAUCUUAAAAUAUAGGAUAAUAGAUAUGUCUAGAGAGGAUUAUAUAAGAGAGAGUGGUGCACACAAUGCUGUAUGGUGUGGAAUCUUGGAACACAGGCAUAGCAGAAAAGAAACUUUAAAAUACUGGGAAUAAAGUGUUAGUGGAGUUUGUGUGGAAUAACACAAGGUACAAUAAGAAAUGAGUUUAGAACUGGUGUUUUUAGAGAAUAUGCUAGGUGGGCUUAUCAGUGUGUGUUACGAUGGUCUGGGCAUGUGGAGAGAACAGCAAUAAUAAUAAUAAUAAUAAUGAUUACCUACUUGCAGUGAGGUCUGAAGAACUGAAUCAAGGGGUGCUGUGAAAUUGUCACUAAAGCCAAGGCCAGUAUUUCUCUUUGUGUCUCAUAACACAAGUGGGUAGUCACACCCUGCCCUCUAAAGACAACUCUCUUCAUUCACACCAAAUUACAUAAACUUGCUACACACACACACACACACACAC